Molecule: messenger RNA, 649 nt
Organism: Caenorhabditis elegans
Lineage: Eukaryota; Metazoa; Nematoda; Chromadorea; Rhabditida; Rhabditidae
Gene: snrp-3
Product: U1 small nuclear ribonucleoprotein C
Exons: 4
Coding region: 2-430 (142 amino acids)
Biological process (GO): spliceosomal snRNP assembly; mRNA splicing, via spliceosome; mRNA 5'-splice site recognition
Cellular component (GO): U2-type prespliceosome; commitment complex; nucleus
Molecular function (GO): pre-mRNA 5'-splice site binding; U1 snRNA binding; zinc ion binding
Source: RefSeq, marked reviewed
CAUGCCAAAGUACUAUUGUGAUUACUGCGACACAUUUUUGACACAUGACUCGCCAUCAGUGAGAAAAACGCACAAUGGAGGAAGAAAACACAAGGAUAACGUCAGAAUGUUUUAUCAGAAAUGGAUGGAAGACCAAGCACAGAAGCUUGUUGAUCAAACUGCACGGGCAUUUGCCACAAAUAGAAUGCAAGGAGCCGUACCACGUACAACAAUGGGAAUGGCCCCUGUACCACCAGUGGGUCAUCAUCCGAUGAUGGGAGGUCCCCCAGGAAUGCCAAUGAUGGCUCCUCGACCGUUCCCUGGACCAGGAGUCGGAUUUCCAGGAGCACCAGGGAUGCCACCAUUCCCAGGAGGGCCUAUGGGUAUGGCUGGACCACCAGGAAUGCCACCAAUGAUGCCACGUCCACCACAACAAUUCCGUCCGAUGUAAAAUGAAUUCGAUGUUUCCUAUGGAAAUUAUUCAGAAUGCUUAAAUUGUUAUUGUUUUGGGUUUCUGCCAAGUGUGCACAAAAAAUUUCAUUUUUCUUUUUCAAAUUAUCAACUGUUUCCAAGAAAAAUCGUUCUGAAGUUUCCUAAUUCGUGAACAUUAUAUAAUAAUAAUUUAUUUCUGUUCCUGGUCUCAAUUUUUGUAAUGAAUAUUUUUAUUUUG